CAGUCGCACUCAGGAACCGGUUCCCGUCUUGUUGGUCGGUACGAAUCCUCUCGAACUUGAGCCUUCCGCUUCGUCCCACCGAGAUCCGCCCGCCAAUGCUUCCCUCCCCUCGCUGUAAUUCCAUUUCCUCCCCGGCUUCCUUUCUCGCCAUUGUCCCGGCUCGAAGCAAAACCUGCUUGUCUCGGCUAAGCAGUUCUCCUUUCACCCCUCUUCCACUUCUUCCCACCACCCAAGGAAGGCGGAAGACAAAUCUUAUAGCGCGGGUGUUUCCGCUCCCUUCUGCUCCUCUUGCGGCGUUUGGACUUUCUCUUCCUGGAUUCUCUCAAUUCGGAGAUAUUGCUACUAGAACUGGAUGUGGCUCUACUCACCCGCAGUUUGUUUGCGGCGGUCUGCUUCUUGUAGCAUGCAUUCCUAUUCUAAUCAGUUCCAAGGAGGAUUCACACAGAGUAUGGCCUUAUGGAAGUGCCCGCAUUCGCAGCCAAGCACUUACCAUGUGAAAUCAGGUUUAGCUGAAUUUUCACUUAAUAAGAACAUAAAGUCUUCUGAGCCACAAAGUCUAGAGUACUUUGUCAGCUUAAUGGGCCAACAAUUCCGUUCUGGACUGUCAACCAGAGAGGGUAGUCUAAGUAUAAAGAUCGACACGCCUUCACGUGAAUUUUUUUCAAGGAUCAGCUGGAACUGGAGAGAUAUGCAUCAAAAGGUCGGAGGUGCAGCCGGUGGACUUUGCUUUGUUUUUUCAGUUACCGGACUAGCAAGCGCUGAGGUUCCUGUGAUUAGAAGCAACGAUAAUGCCCAAGCUUCAUCGUUAUCUACCAGUUCAACUCAUGGGAAGACAGUCUACACAGAAUAUUCUGUCACUGGAAUACCUGGAGAUGGAAGAUGUUUAUUCCGCUCUGUGGUUCAUGGUGCAUGCAUUAGGUCAGGGAAACCCAUACCUAAUGAAGAUCUUCAGAGAAAACUAGCCGAUGAACUAAGAGCAAUGGUUGCUGAUGAAUUUGUCAAGAGGCGAGAAGAGUCUGAAUGGUUUGCAUUUGUUGUAAUACCAAAUCACAGGUUCGUUGAGGGGGAUUUCAAUACAUAUGUAUCCCAUAUUAGGCAGCAACAUGUGUGGGGAGGCGAGCCAGAAUUGUUCAUGGCUUCACACGUUCUUCAGAUGCCAAUAACUGUUUACAUGCAUGACGAAGAUGCGGGUGGUCUGAUAGCCAUUGCAGAAUAUGGCCAGCAGUAUGGGAAAGAAGACCCAAUCCAAGUCUUGUAUCAUGGUUUUGGCCAUUAUGAUGCCCUACAGAUUCCAGCAAAGAGUGGUCCAAAGAAGAGACUGUAGAAAUCGUUGAGUUCAAGAUUGAAAUGGUAAUGCUGCAAAAGGGUUUGAUCAAGUGCAUCGCUCGAAGAUUUCAUCUUCAGGCACUGACUCGUAAAAUCUUGAGAUGAUAAGGGAUAAAUGGUGAUCCAUUCUCAGUCUGAAGAUGCUGAAAGUACUAAAAAGGAUGCAGCACACUGUACCCAGAUGCUCGUGAGACAAGGCAAGAUCCCUUGGUAGAGAAGAUAAAUGACUGAAUCCUGCUUGUUGAUUAUCCCUGCACUCACUGUAGGCGGAUUUCUUCCUGGGUUCCAUUGUUUCCUCGUGCAAGUCUUGACGCAACACCAUUUUAUUCAGAGAAAGCUUGGUUCCAUCAGUGUCUGCCUUGCAUUCAGAUAUCCUGGUAAGGCUAGAAAGCUGGCCUCUUGACAUUACUACUAGCAAUACUAUUCACAAACAGAAGAAAUUCACAAUCGUAGCUCUGUUGCCGUAAAAUGUUACGGCUGCAAGGUUCAUUUGCGUGGUAUACUACGCCACUCAGAAACCAGAAUCUCCACACCUCUCCACACCCCCCACCCCCUCACAAAAAAAAAUAAUGUGCAACAGGAACGAAUUAAAUUCAGGUAAACGGUCGUGGAGUGACAUAGUAUGGGUUUGUGCCAUUCUCGCCAUGACGCCGCUGAGUGUAGGGGGACAAGGUUCAGAUUCAGAACCACCACACGGAUCGUUUGAUCCAGAAUAAGUUCCUCGUGUUCGCUUUGCAUCUCACGGUAUGACUUGGAUCUCCUUGGCCUUGCUAUGGUUUGCUUUGCUUUUCGUCGCACGGCAAACCGUAGGUCCUGUCGUCGCACGGAAAAUGGUAGUCUUGUAAU
Molecule: messenger RNA, 2172 nt
Organism: Phragmites australis (common reed)
Lineage: Eukaryota; Viridiplantae; Streptophyta; Magnoliopsida; Poales; Poaceae
Product: OVARIAN TUMOR DOMAIN-containing deubiquitinating enzyme 4-like
Exons: 7
Coding region: 353-1324 (323 amino acids)
Biological process (GO): protein deubiquitination; endoplasmic reticulum unfolded protein response
Cellular component (GO): cytosol; nucleus
Molecular function (GO): cysteine-type deubiquitinase activity
Source: RefSeq, a predicted model, not a curated record